AUGAAGAUCAUGACGACUGGUGGAGUUAGCGGCGAGGGAGAGGGAGGAAGGGAUGGAGAGAGAGGAGGAGGGCACAGGAAGAUGGCGAAUGCUCUCUCUCACAUCUUGUCUUCUACUGAGGCCGGGAGACUAUUCAAUGCAGUCAGCCAACACUCCAAACAGCUCCAGACACAAGUAAAGGUAGCCGGCCCCGGCACCUCUCAGAAGAAAAAGGCCAAAGUUCUGUCAACCAUUGACAAGGGCAGUUUCCUAGACAUGCUGAAAGGAAGAAAGUCUGAGGAGAUGAAGUGGCCAGUUCUGAAGGAAGACUUCAUGAUGAAGGCAAAGAUGAGGGACUGGGGGAAAGAAGAGGAGGUGGAGGGAGAGGGAGAGAAGGACAGCAGCUCUGAAUCUGAAACUGACUAG
This is a messenger RNA of Geodia barretti, 405 nucleotides long. Lineage: Eukaryota; Metazoa; Porifera; Demospongiae; Tetractinellida; Geodiidae. The record is from the annotation of a GenBank genome assembly.